This is a messenger RNA of Fopius arisanus, 6123 nucleotides long. RefSeq names its product rough deal (gene rod). Gene Ontology annotation, molecular function: small GTPase binding. The transcript has 2 exons. Gene Ontology annotation, cellular component: RZZ complex; kinetochore microtubule; cytoplasm. Gene Ontology annotation, biological process: protein localization to kinetochore involved in kinetochore assembly; mitotic sister chromatid segregation; mitotic spindle assembly checkpoint signaling. Bases 86 to 6016 code for a protein of 1976 amino acids. The record is from RefSeq and is a predicted model, not a curated record. NCBI's taxonomy places the organism in Eukaryota, Metazoa, Arthropoda, Insecta, Hymenoptera, Braconidae.
CAGAAAAUGAUUUAGCCCGCUGGAAAAUCCGCUGAAGACAUAAAUGAUCGUGGAGUAGUGCGAAAAACCACAGCAAAUUGGCGAAAUGGUGCACUGGACGAGAGUGAUCUCCGGAUUUGACGCUGAGGACGAAACCGUGAAUUUUGGUGCUCGAACAGUGGCAGAACACGAUGGAGCUAUUUACGAGACCUGGACUAGGGCGACGAUUCAAUGUGACAGCCCGGAGGAGCCUCAGCCAGGUCUCCAGGGUCAUGAAGAGCCUCAGGCGCCCCCAAGAGUUCACGCCUCCUUCGAGCACACGUUCCUCUGCAUCUCGGUGGACAACUCGCUGACGAUUUUCUCCGACGACUCUUGUCAGGAGAUCCUCACGAGCAUCGGGUUCGACUCUCCAGUGACGAGCUAUACUGUCUCAUCCUCAGAGCUUCUGUUCGCAGCGAUUGCCCCAGGUAUUAUCCACUGCUUCAACCUCUCCCUGGGAUCCAAGCAGCUCUUCUGCCUGGACCUGGAGUCCUACAACUGCGACACAAUCAUCCACCUGUCCCUGAAGGAGGAAGGAAGCACCCUGGCCCUGACAAUGGUCACCUCCUCGGGGAAGAUCCUCAUACACCCGUCGAUAAAUCCGUGCGAGAAAAUCGACCUCUCAAAAAUAAAAAUUCUGUCAGAGAGCUCUCCAAUUUCCUCGGCCUCAUUCACCCCCAGAGAGAAAUCCCUGGUCACCCUCGGGGACGAGGUCCUCCUCCACACCAGAAAGAUCUCCUGCCCCCUGAAGUCCCUCCCCUAUCGCUACAAAAAACUCCAGUUCUUCGAGAACUACUCAGGAAUGAUCGCCCUGAGGAGCGAUGGAGCCCUUUCCAUCGUCUGCCGAUUGACUCUCCUCUCGAAAAAAAUUCACAACGGUCCCAUCGAGGACUUCGUCGUGAUCCCCGAGGCGACAGACCACCACCUCCUGGUGUUGAUGACUCCCCAGCCCUCCGAGGAUACCACGUCCCUCCACUUAAUGAGUUAUCCAGACUUCCAGGUGAAGUUCUCGAUGGUGGUACCCAGGGAUUGCUACCUGGUGGAUCUUAACCACAUCGUGGAUCACUUGAUCUUCCUGGAGGGGGCAAGAAACCAGCGGGGAGUGAUUGACACCAUCAGGAUCAAAGCAAUCGAGGAGAGUUCCCCCGAGUUUCGACUCCAGAGGCUCCUGAGACGACAAAAAUUCGAGGAAGCCAGAGAAUUCUCCAGGAAAUUUGGUCUCGACGAGGAGAUGGUGUUCCACGCGGAGGCCAGAAUGCUAAUGGAGCGACUCCAGCCGUCAGUGCACUCCAAGGAAUUCGUCGAUGUGAAUUUCUUCCUGGAGACGUUGGAUAAAAUAAAAGACGUGGAAUUUGUUUACGAGUGCUGCAAAAACGCCCUGACGAGGGAUUACCAGGAGACACGACGACUCCUGACGUACUCUAGAAGGAGAAUUGUGGAAUACCUCAGCUCAGGGUGCCAGCAAUCCCAGGAAUCGCUCUCAAGACUUCUCCACCAGGUGUCAGAGACCCUGAGAAGACUGGAAACCUUCGAGUUAAUCCACACGUCCCACAGCAUCGACGACUGGAACCGAUUUUCAAGGUCAAAUCUCCUGGAGGAAUGCAGGAGAUACCUGACGCUGGGCGAGAUGGACUCAGCAGCUCUCCUCUGGAUUCGUCACACACCCUUUCCCCAGAUGACUAACUCCAGCAUUGAGCACCUCCUGGAGGCAAUUCCCGAAGCUCUGGAGCCAUCGUCCCUGUGGCCAUGGCUCCACCACUUCAUUCCCUCAGCUACUGCUCUCAUACCCACAAGCCUCCCAUCGAUUCUCCAGUGGUCCCUCAAGAGAACCAGAUCCCUGGAGAUCUACCACAGAGACUCGUGGCCCAGGAUCGGCCUGGAAUUCGCCGAGGGACUCGUCUCGAUGCUCCAAUUCGAGGAGUACAACGUGUGCUUUCAAUUUCACCAGCAGUACGCCUCCAAGGACUCCCAUCUGAUGAUGCUCCAGAGGCUGGUGCAGGCGAUGUCUGAUCUCCAGGAUCUCAAGACGAAAUAUAAAAUCAUGAUACCCCUGGGGAUCUACCUGGGGGAUCCCACAGACGUAAUUCAUCUUCUUCUCAACAAGAUUCACAUCGACGAGAUUCCCUCGUUGAUGAUUAAUUUCGUCCAGCAGUACAUGAUGAACAACUCCCUGAGAAAUGAUCAGGUGUUGUCGUCGUACGUUGGAAAAAUUCUCAAGAUGUCCAAGGGCUGGUGGAUGUGGGAGAGAGCACCCUGGGACAAAAGACUGGCAGUCGUCAUUGGACAUAUUCACAACGUUCAGAAUAAACUCCAGCAGGUGCUCGAGGUACUCAAGAAGGCGCCAGUCCCCUGGUCCCCAGCUGUCUCUGGACUUGCUGAGGAGAGCUGCAGGUGUGAUCAUCCCCUGGUGGGGCAGAUAAGAAUCGAGAGCAGCUCGGUGGCUGUUAAAUUAAUCAUGAAGAAGUACGGAUUCGCCCACGUCGGCCUCACCCCGAACCUCUACCACAGAAUAAUCCGUGAGGAUCGUGACAGCAUGAUCGAGGACCUCCUGGAGUUGACGAAAAACGAUCAGAAGAAUAAACAGAAGAGGAUAAUGGGAGUCUGUGUUAGUUAUCACCUGAGGACAGGUGACCUGGACAAGGUGACGAGGAUUCUAGAGGCUCUCGAGGAUGAGAUCUUCGAUUUCUGCUGCAAACACAUCAUCAAUGAUCUCCAGGUGAGGCUCAACAACUUCGGGGAGUUCGAGGAUCCCUCCCUGGGAUUCUACGUCGAGAUCCUGGGGCCCCUGUCGAGACUAUCGAAGAGCAACGAUGACACCCUGAAGAGGAUCCCCCACCUGAGAGCAAUUUAUGUCUUGAAGACUCAAUUCAAAAUUUCUCUCAACGUUCGCGAUUAUUUCUCCAGUAAAAAACAGAUCCUCCUAGAGUUCAUCUCGGGUCUCAUUGAGAUUGGUGACCCGGGAGAGGAAAUCCUGAGACAGCUCGACCGAGUCUCAAGCCUCCUGGGGCUCCCCAAAUUAUCAGGGGUGUACGAGUACUUCGAAGCAACGAAAAAUGUGAAAGUUCUCCAGGAGUUUUUGAUAAAUCGUGUGAGCACGUGGGACAUCCUGAACCCCGAUGAGUGCCAGAUGUCCUUGAGGAUGAUCUCCCAGGUGAUGCUGGAAGCAGAGGACGAUCCCAUACUGGCCAGAGCCCUGAAGACUCUCAUCUCAACAAUAUCCAUGUGCUCUCCCACCGAAGAUUUACCCCACGUCCUAGAUUCCCUGAUUGACAUAAACUCGUACAAUGAAGCUGUCAGCCACCCCCGAGAGCUCCAGGAGACGUCUCUUUACCCCAUUUACAGGGACGCCUCGAUAUCCUCCGGUGACGUUCUCAUCCCUUAUCUCAAGGAUCUCCUCGCUCUGUCCUGUCAUCACGAGAAUAAUUCCAGUAAUAAUUCAAUUCACGCGGAGAUGCUCGUCGUCAGGAGGAGUUUGGCCGUGAGAACUCGGGGUCUUAUGAACGAGCACCACGAUCUCGCAGUCCUAAAGAUCCUCACCUCUAUGUACCUGAGGAUGUCCUCACUAUUACCCAAGAGCGAGGCGAUGCUCCAGGAGGUUAAAUCGAUCCUCAACACGUGCAACUCGAUGAUGCUGAAGAAGGUAAUCGAUGCCAUCGUCUUCGACGUCCACCUGGGGCUUGUCUGUCUCUUCAGCCUCCCCAGGAGCAACUCCCUGAAGCUCCUGGAGCAUUGCGGACAGCUGUACGAGAACGACCAGCGACGAGAUCGUGUGAUAAAGGAGCUCAGCUACGAGUACUUCAGGUUGACGAAUAACAUGGUGCAGAUAGAGGCAUUGAAAUCAUCGAGACUCCUCCACAACUGGGCUCAGAGGCUCGCCACCUGUGGUGUCCCCUACAGGGAAGUCAUCACCAGCAGUAACGAGGACAAAAGAAAUAUCUUGAAGAGAAUAAUGACCUCGAAGAAGCCUGACACUCUGGAGGUCCUCAGGGAUUUUUGCCAGGACUUUGGAUUCAUAUUCACUGACUGUUGUCUCAGCUACCUGGAAAUUCUCCUCACCACGUGGGAGCCAGAGUUGAGGAGGCAUGAGGGUCACCAGCCAUCCACCUUGAAGAUCGAUGAUAAACAGGUAAAAGAAUUGAUCGUGGAGUCGAAAAAAGUGGCUGCAGAGAUCGAGGACAAGACAGCCAUGAAGAAGUACCUGGUGGAUGCCCUGACAACUCCGUCCUUCAACAUGUAUCACUACGAGGUCUUCUUGAUUGCCCUGGAGAUCGCUGAGAUGAAUGAUAAAAUUGACUGGAUCAGUCAUUUGUGUUUCCUCCAGAAUUACACGAGAAUUGGUAAGCCUACGGAGGUGGAGACAGAUGCCUGGUUGAACUGGUGUCAGGAGCCACAGCUACCAGAGAUCGCCAAGUGGAGACUUCCAUUUUUUCCAAGGGUUGAUUUCAAAAUUGUCAUGCCUGAGCUCAAUCUCAAGACUUAUGAGCUGUGGCUGAGUAUCGCUCCAGUCCUAGGGAUAUCCACUCCCAACAUCUGCACCCUGGCAGUGAGAAACUCAACGAACGACGCCUGGGAGACCUCCAGGGGACUCUCCACCACGUGGUCAGUCAAUUCAAGGAACUCAGGACUUCUCAAGGACAUCAAGAAGUGCCUGGAGUGCAUGAAAGGUGUCGAUAGACUCAUGUAUGGAACAGCUUCUCUGUAUUACGUUGUAAAUCACACACCACCUGGUGCAGACCUCGUGGCAGCUGCCAAGGAGUGUUUCCUGUACAUGGAGGAGUGGAAGGAGUUGUGCGGCGACGAGGCAGAUCCUGCCAACAAAUUCCCCAGGAUCAAGGAGAAAUACGUGAUCAAUACCUCGAAGCACAUCUUGCAUUCCUAUGGUCUCGGACUCCCGGAGUACCUCAACCUCGUGGAUCGACACGAGGAGUUGAUAAUUUCUCUCUACAAAGACCCCUCCAUUCCCCAGAGAUACAGAAGUGCCACUCGUCAUCGUCCUGACAUCAAUUCAGCUGUUGACGCCCUGGGGGAGGUUCUCCCCCUAAAUCUCCACAAGAUCCGGGGAAAUUUACUCUCCGAUUGGCUUCAACCUGAGUCCUGUGAGACGAAAAACGACAGCAUCACAGCGGUAUUUCGAGAGGAUCACGACGAUACAUUCACCACUGAUGACAAUCUCCUGAGAGCGUGCUACGUCGUCUCGGGGAAAUCCGAGUUCAUUCAUUACCUGGUGCACGUUGCCUUUGAUGAGAAGGAGAAUUACAAUGCUGGAGUGAGAUUCAGAUCUCUCAGAGUCAUCCAGUCCCUCACCGACGAGGCCGAGCUCCAGAGUUACACGAAAAUCAAUCGCGAGCAGUUUCACCAGCACAUGAAGAGCCUCCAGUACCUCACGGAGCUCCAGAGGCUGGGGAUUGGGUACAGCGUCAGUGGAUUCGAGAGCUGCUCCAAGCAAAAACUCGUUCAGGUACUGGUGAACAGUCAGUUCGGGGUGGCCAGGGCCCUGGGACUCAUCCCCCAGAUAUUUCUGGACUUUGGUCUCGAGGAUUUCGAUGUCCUCGAUGCCGCCUUGGGGCGAAUGGUCAGGAUGGGGCUCGUCAAGGAGCUCAAGAGGAGUCUCAUGAUUCUCUCUGGACUCGAUCGACUUGUUAAUUACUCUGGAUACAUCUCUGCUUGGCAACUUGUUAUUUCGGAUGGGCUCGCAAGGCUCGGGAAUGGCGAGGCUAUCCAGGACGCCGUUGAUGCCCUCAGGAUGCUCCAUGCAUGUCCAGUUGUUCAUAAAAUCGAGUUCCAGGACGUCGUGGAGGGCUGCCUCAAGAGCAGAAUUCACGUUGCUGCAGCUCUCCUUCAGUUCCUGGGGGAGGAGCUCAGGGAAAAGGUUCUGGAGAGGAUCUGCAGGGGUGGAGAGCUCCACAGGGCAAUCCAAGGGCUCAAGGAACUCGCUGGGAAGGGCGUCCUGGGCAUCGGACCAACUCUCGUGAUGCUCCAGGAAUUCUCCAAGAACUGAAGACUUCUGUUAAUUGCAUGUGAUCAUUUUUUUUUUCUUUUCAACGAGCAAUUAAUGAUGUAAAUGAAAAUUCGAGAUUAUAUUUUGUACAGAUAUUUACAGGCGAA